Hypoxylon fragiforme is the source of this 972-nucleotide messenger RNA. Its product is annotated as UBC-like protein. The record is from RefSeq and is a predicted model, not a curated record. The transcript is spliced from 4 exons. NCBI's taxonomy places the organism in Eukaryota, Fungi, Ascomycota, Sordariomycetes, Xylariales, Hypoxylaceae. The coding region runs from base 1 to 972 and encodes 323 amino acids.
AUGACCUCUUCUAAAUUUAGUACGCUGCCAGCGUUGAGGAGGCAACAUCUCCUAGUCGAGUUUGCUGGACUUAAGCAAGCUUGUCCCGAAGGCGUCUUCGUAAGCCUUACACCUGGUGACCCUACCCUUUGGUCUGGCGUUUUGUUUGUACGGGAUGGUCCUUACGCCCCAGCCGUACUACGAUUUCAGAUAUCCUUCCCCGACUCGUAUCCCAGGUUACCACCAUUGGUUACUUUCGCGACCGAUAUGUUCCAUCCCUUGAUUACCCCCCUAAGCACUUAUAUGUACUCCACCGACGUCCAAGACAAUGGAACCGUAAGUGCAUCAGAUGCCGAGCGGCUGCCACCCGGAGGAUUCAGCCUGAGGCAUGGGUUCCCCGACUGGUUUAGGCGCUCAAGUCGGGGUCCAAAUGCCAGUCCAAGGCCGUCUAGUGGACAGCGAGAGGGCCUCCAAACUCCUCAUAGACCGCCUCCACCAUCCAUGAGUAGCGCAGAGACCCCCGGAUCAAAGGGCUCUGCUGUCGGUAGUUCCCCAGGUUUUGCCGAAACAAGUAUCAAAGAGGCUUCUACCUAUGAAGUUAUUCGGUACAUACGAAGCACAUUCAACGACGAGGACGUUUUGGAUUCGAUCCCUCUCGAAGCUGCAGGUAAUCCUGGCGCGUGGCAUGCGUGGCGGACACAUCAGGCCGAGAAUGGGAAAGUGCUCACUGAUACGCAUAGUGAUGUUGACACUAUAGGCUCGAGUUCUGAUGUAGCGCAGUCUCCUGAACCGCAAAGGAAACCAGGUGAUUGGAAUUGGGAAGGCGUAUGGGAGGAACGGGUUAAGAAGGCAGUAUCUGUAAGUCUCUCUGAGCCAGUACUGUUUGGCGGAGUGGGUGCUACUGACGAUAUAAUUCGUUUUUUAAGUAUGGAGGAAAAUGACGUGGAAACUGCAAAAGAUAAUCUCUUGCGGACCUUAGGUGACGAAUCUUGA